This is a messenger RNA of Prorocentrum cordatum, 759 nucleotides long. The record is from the annotation of a GenBank genome assembly. Lineage: Eukaryota; Dinophyceae; Prorocentrales; Prorocentraceae.
AUGCCGCGCGAUGGCUCCGACUGCAUACGUGCCGUCGUGCGCGUGCGGCCCCUCCUCGCCAGCGAGCUGGACGCCGGCGAGACCAACUGCUGUGAGGUGCCCGACGCGACGUCCCUGCUUAUCAGAACGGGGGCGGGUCCGACGAGCAACCACUGGCGCCAGUACGCCUUCGACGCCUGUCUGCCCAGUGACUACUCCCAGAAGCAGGUGUUCCAGGAGUGCGGCGUCACGCACCUCCUCGACUCGGCCAUCGAGGGGUACUCGGCCACGGUGCUCGCCUACGGGCAGACAGGCAGCGGCAAGACUCACACGAUGAUGGGCCGCCUUGGCACCUCCGACGGCCGCGACGGACGGCGGGACGAAGGCCUCAUGAUGCGCGCGGCCCGCCGCCUCUUCAAGAGGGCGCUCUUCGUGUCCGACAGCGGCAACAACCGCAUCCAGAAGUGGUCUCCAGGCAAGGGCUUCCGCUGGGACCAGCUGAACCAUCCCGUGGGCCUCUUCGUGACCGAGGACGCCACCAUUUACGUCGCAGACUACCAGAACCACCGCGUCAUGAAGUGGCGGGAGGGCUGGCGGUGUGGGCUUCCGGUGGCUGGAGACCACGGUGCAGGGUCUGGCCUGCAUCAGCUGCUCGAGCCGAUCGACGUCACCAUCGACGUGGGCGGCGCCCUGUACGUGGCCGACAACGGGAACAGCCGGGUCAUGCGCUGGGCCGCGCCCCAGAGCCCCUACGAGCAGAUGCUGUCCUCGCCCUUCUGA